AGGGUUUUUGCGCAAUCAGAUCCCCAAGAGGCUGUAUUUAAUGACGUAGCUCCACUUCUAACAUCACUUCUAGAUGGCUAUAAUGUCUGCAUUAUGGCGUAUGGACAAACUGGUUCUGGUAAAACCCAUACCAUGCUAGGAGGGCAUGCUUCAUUUGAUAAUAAUGAUUGGAUUGAUAUUGAGCUUCCACAUGCACAAGAAGACAAUUAUAAAAUUGUAAAAUGUUUUCAAAUUGAUCUAGGCAUGUCGGGAGUAACAGGAAGUGCAUUACGAGAAACUCGUCAUAUUAACAGAAGUUUAUCUGCAUUAGCCGAUGUAUUAGGUGCUCUAGCUGAAAACCGCACUCAUGUACCCUAUCGAAAUAGUAAACUAACGCAGAUGUUGCAAGAUUCCAUAGGUGGCGAUGCAAAGUUGCUAGUAUUUCUUUGUGUAUCACCCAUGAAGAGGCAUUUAACUGAAUCAAUGCAGUGCUUAGGAUUUGGAUCUCGAGCUAGACAGAUCCAAAGAGGUGCAGUUAAACAACGU
This is a messenger RNA of Trichoplax adhaerens, 525 nucleotides long. RefSeq lists its product as uncharacterized. Gene Ontology annotation, biological process: microtubule-based movement. Gene Ontology annotation, molecular function: microtubule binding; microtubule motor activity; ATP binding. The transcript is spliced from 5 exons. The annotation marks the transcript as partial. Lineage: Eukaryota; Metazoa; Placozoa; Uniplacotomia; Trichoplacea; Trichoplacidae. The record is from RefSeq and is a predicted model, not a curated record.